This is a messenger RNA of Halteromyces radiatus, 465 nucleotides long. RefSeq lists its product as uncharacterized. The transcript is spliced from 3 exons. Bases 266 to 436 code for a protein of 56 amino acids. Lineage: Eukaryota; Fungi; Mucoromycota; Mucoromycetes; Mucorales; Cunninghamellaceae. The record is from RefSeq and is a predicted model, not a curated record.
CUUUAUUACCUUUUCUUCACCUUUUUUUCUCUUUCUACAUUUUGACUACAAAUCAACAUAGUGCCUUAUAAGUAUAACAUUACUGGUAAUAGAGCUUACUCAAUCAACUUUGUUGCUUCUUUUUUUUUUCUUUUUGAACUGGAACUCGAUUUGGACGGCAAUGAACACAGAAAUAGAUACCAAGAUAUUGUUGACAUGCUAGGAACUAGGUGGAAGACUGGAAUGAUACUUGAUCGAUAGUCUACAGGUAGCUUACUUCGUGUAUAUGAUGGAAAGAACCCACCUUUUUGGAUAUGGAUGUCUAUUGUGUAUCAGUAACUCUCUAAAUUCUGCGCUUUCCCUAUCUCUAUUGGUCCCUGUUUUUUUUUGGUGCGUGCUAUUACUUCUCGACGAUGCGGUACAGCUGAUUGGACUCUAUUUGUCACUUGGACUUUAGCUUUAAAUGAGAUCCCCAGUAUGACAUUG